CUAAUUUUGGUUGAAAUUCUGAUGUAACUGCCAAAAACCGUGAAAAGAACUGUAAUUUUCUGUUUGCUUCUUUGCACUGGCAGAUUAUAAUAAGUUGGUAUUAGAAGUAGAAAAAAAUGCUUAGACAAAUCCUCAAGGUUGUUUUUUGUGGAUACAACUUAUCUGUUCAGAAUCUACUGAGGCUGGCAUCAUAAGAUCAACAUAAUAAUCCAGUUUUGCCAAAUUUUUAGCAAUAUUGAUUAAAGAAAGAUUUAAUGUUGAUAUGCUAGUCUGGCAAAAUGUUCAAAAUGAAUAUGCUUAUUUCAAAAUUGAUUUACCCCUAAUAGGACUCAAAUAUUAAUAUUUUUAAACUAAAACCCUCAGAAUGUUUCAAAGAAUUGUUUAACAUUAAAAGUUACCAAAAAUGAUGAAAUAGGUAUUUAUUUAUUGGUCAAGAUUAAUCAAUGUUGACCACCUUAUUUUUGUAUAGGUAUGAUUCCCCCACCACCUCCUCACAAAAUGGUCAAUUAUAGUGGCAACAACAAUAAUAACAAUGUAGUGAAACAAUAUAGACAACCCAAAGAUAACAGUAGGCCUGGAGACCAUUACAGGCCCAUUUCUCCAAGGUGUGAUAGUGAUGAAAGCUGUGCUUCUUACACAUCAACAGGGGCUGCAUCUGAUAGUGGUGUCAGAUACAGUAGGUGCGGCAAAGUAGGCGAGCAAGCUGUCAUUUUCGGCAACAAAUUUAGCCACAGCUCGCCGAACGUUUAUGCCUCACAGUACCAUCAAAGUCCACAUGGACAAUACUACAAGAAUAGGUACUUCACAUCUCAGCAACACCAGCAGAUGGUCACCUCGCCCCACCAUCAGCAGCAUCACCAGAACAAUAACAACCAGCAACAACAACAUCACGCGCAGGCGCAGCAAAGACAGAACAACAGAUCACAUCAUCACCAUUCAAAUCAUCACCACCAUUAUCACCAUGCAAAUAACAAUGGUCACGCGCACAGGGAUAAAACUGACGUUAUGUUACGCAGGGCCCACGGUUUGGUAGAACGGUUUCGGUCUCGAGCCGAGUUGAUGCGUAUUGAUCCGUGUCCCCCGAAACUGUUAGAUGGAGGCCCUUGGGACCAAUUGAGCCAAGCUGUUUGGGAUGUAUUCGCCAGCAAAGCUCAGAACGAAAAAACAUAUGAAACGAAAAUUGCGCUGUGGAAGAAUAUAUUUUUGUAUAUCAGGAAAUAUUUGAGUAAUUAUGGCCUGUUCAUGGUGGGAUCAACGAUGUCCGGUUUUGGAUUGGAUAACAGUGACAUCGAUAUGUGCUUGCUCACGAAACCUCUGAUACAUGAUCCACGCAUCGAUUCAUUGCAGCAUCUGAACUCGAUCAAGACAUUAUUAAUAAAAUACGGUUUGAGUGUGGAUCCAGAAGUAAUCCUAGCCAAAGUACCCAUUUUGAAGUUCAAGGACAAAGAGACAGGAUUCGAGAUCGACCUCAACUGCAACAACUCUGUAGGCAUCCGGAACACCCACAUGUUGCACUGCUAUGCGCGACUGGAUUGGCGCGUACGUCCCCUGGUAGUGGCUAUUAAAUUGUGGGCCCAGAGCAACGCUAUCAACGAUGCUAAGAACAUGACUGUUUCCAGCUAUUCGUGGGCGUUGAUGGUCAUACAUUUCUUGCAGUGUGGUGUUACGCCUCCCGUUCUACCCUGUCUGCACGGCAUGAUGCCAGAAAAGUUCAAUUCGGAAAUCGAAAAUCACACAAUGGAUGUUCAAGAAGAAAUAGCAUCGACGAAGAACUUCACAUCGGACAAUUCUAUGAGUUUAGGAGAGUUGUUGACUGGAUUUUUGCAGUACUAUUCCACCUUUAAUUACAAUGAAUAUGCAAUAUCGGUCCGCACUGGUUGUCGUCUGCCUAUAGACGAAUGCCGUUUCCAGAAAGCUCCAAAGAAUGAUCCACAUCAAUGGAAAUAUCUGUGCAUAGAAGAGCCUUUCGACUUCACAAAUACGGCAAGAUCUGUUUACGAUCUAGAUGUUUUCAGGCACAUUAAGAACAUCAUCACGAAAUCAUUCGACGAGUUAACCAGGACCAAAAUGCUGAACAACAUACUUCCUGUUAAUCUAGAAGAGCAAGAGCAAAGUUGAUAUGCUCCAACACAAAGCAGUUCAGGGUAUGAAAAUGGAUAUUUUUAAAUGAAAAUGGUGUAUUCAGUGUAAACUAAGUUGAUUCUUCUGGGGGAACUUGUCAAUUUUUAACGGUCAAUAUGAAAUAGUCCGACUGCGUCUUAAUGACAGUUUGCCACACUUCCCCUAUCUAUUACCUAGUUACUAAAGCAAAAAUUAUUACUUUAUUGCUUGUUAUUUCAUAAUAAUGUACUGAAAACAAAUGUGAAAUUAUACAUACUAGGCUGUUCUCUUAUAUAAAUUCAGGCCGAACUAUUGGAAUUUGCAUUUAUACGCGGAGUGCAAUACAAACAUAAAUCUAAUAUAUAUUAUUAAUAUUCACUUUUUGUAUUAUUGAAAAAUGAUUAUUUUACAAUUUCAUAUUCGUAAUAUUUCUUUAUUAUGUUUCCUAUAUCACUUUUGAAUGAUUAUCUCAUAUUGACCUUACAAUACUGGUGCUGUUUGCACUGUUUCAUCCAUGCGUGUAUAGGGGGGAAGAUAAUAACAUUCCAUUUAAACUUGAAAGAUUAAAAAAACUUGAAAAAAUAAAAAGAAGAAAAAUAAUUUUUAUACUAUAUUUAUUAGCCAUAAGUAUUAUCUAUAUUUUUCUGUUCACAUUUUGCUUUCACAAAAGUUUAUAUUAAGUAUGAUAGGGGAGAAGAGAUAAAUAAUAAAAUGCAUUGGAGGAGUGUAUCUCUGUUAAUAUUAUACGUGUUUGUGUUUGUCUAUUUCAUCGUAGAUCGAGAUUGAACGAAAGAUAAAAAAUAUACUCACAUCAUAAAUCAUAUUUAAUAUUUAUAAAGCUAAGAGCGGUGUAUAAUUACUAAAUUUUUAAUUACAUUUUGUCUAGAAUGCCAAAAGUCAAGAGCAGAUAAAUCCCGUAUGUAUACUGUAACUGAUGUUUCAUAGCCAAAGAUAUUUUGGAUAUUGGUUAAAAUGAAAACAAGUCUUUGUUAACCGCUCCUUUCUUCAAAUUAUAAAACAUGUUCUCUGGGCUUUCGUAAAGAUAGGAUACAGUGCGUGAUAAUAAAUUUUAUUAUUAAAUAUUAUAUUGGGUCUAGACUCUGGGGUCCACUGGAGGGCACUUGUUGGUGUGUUUGUCAUAAUAUAACGUGAAUCUUGAAGAACUCCAACUCGCUAAACUUUAGUUCUGAAUAACCCUGUCCUUGAUAAGAGAAAUGAUGUAGCUGUACUAUGCUAUUUAUACACUGUAUCUCAUCUUGCAUUCGAUAAGAAAAAUGACAAGCAGUUCAUUUUCGGUGCUACUCGAUUCAUAGUCAAUGCUCGAUUUCGGAACGUUUCGUGAAAGAAACAAUAAAACAAAAAAAUAUAAAAACGUCGUCGUCGAAACAUUUAUAAAAACCCGACGGCGACCGAAAACAGUAUUAGUUUGCUUCUGUUUCUGUUAUGACUACUUAUAUUUUGGUCAGACGGCAGAUAUUGUCUUUGGUUAUUUGUUGUAUUUGAUUUGUGGGUAAAAUCGUAUAAAUAGCAGAAAACUCAUGAUGGCCUGACUGUCAAAACAUCAUCGCAUGGCGCUAAAAAGUUCUUGCUGCCAUUAUCGUGGAAAUAAAAAAAGCACGCUGAUUCACGCACAUUUACUUAAAUGAGUAAUGUGGAAAAAAUAUUGGUCAUAUAUCCUCUUCCUGAGAAAAUAUACGUUUGUGCUCGAUUUACGUUUUGAAUUUCUUGAAAAACGUAUGGCUUUAAAUCAGCGAUUUUAUUUCCAACAUUGGCUUUCAAGGCUUGCAAUUUUUGUCGUUUAUUGCGGUAAGCAAACAAGAAAGAAGCCCGAAAUAAAUAAUUAUGCCGCCAUGGAAUCUAGUAAUCUGUAGCAAUAAUUCAUAACGCCGAAAAACGAGCACAAAUGUGUACAGGUGGAUAUUUAUGCGUCAUUUUUUUAACUUAAAUUCGUUAGUGAAACAGCCAAUUUUUUCUAUUUACAAGAUAUCGGACAGUUUAUACAUUAUCACAUUACAUUUGCCUCACCUUGUAAUGGGUGACUUGUUUAGAGGUACCUUUAUGAAAUGCAUAACAAAAUAAAAAUAAACUGUGUCGGGUUAUCUAAUUAUCAUACAAAAAAUAAAUGACAUUCGUUUUUUGAAAAUUAUUUAUUCACCGCGGGCAACGUAAUCCAUUUUGAAAUUCCAAUUUUUGAUGGCGCGGUUGUGCAUUUGGAGCAAUAUUUGAUGAAUAACGCGAGUAAAGCGAUUUCUAAUAGAUCAAUCACAGUCUCUCAUCCGUGCAGAUAUAGCUAUGGUCGAGAAGUAGCGCCGUACCGUCUUGUUAAAACCAAAUGUUCUAAAGAUCAACGUCUUUCCUGUAUAAUAAAGAUAAAUUUGAUUGUUUUUGUCUUCAUCUUUUAGGAAAAGUACCUGUAAAUAAAUCACCAGUUUUCUUGCUAUUCGAACGUUUUUCAUCCCAUUUCUGAUGAUACGCCAUUUAUGCUAUCAUUUCUGAGCCGUCUUGUCUAAAAUUGUUUUCUCUUAACUGUGUACGCUUAAAAAUUUGCGGAUCGACCUCUGAUACGGGGGACCGCAAAAAACUGUAAAAGAUACAUAUCAAACAACGGGUGUGGCAUGCCCCUGUAUACUUUAAGCAACGAUCUAAGCUAAGGUUAGUCUCAGUGGUGUUGAAAAUUAUAUAAAAUGUAUAUUUUUGUCGUUGCGCUUGUUAGCCGUAAUAUUCAUAAUUGGUGUUGAUAUAACUGGCUGUAUAAAACAGAAAAUACGUACUUUCGAUAGAAUGAUAUUCUUCCUACCCUUUAUCAGUUACAUUGUCAUUUUUGUGAAGCAGUCGAUACGAGAUUUUUAUUUCCACUGAAGCAGUUAUCACAGUGAUACCAAUAUAUCAUUGUAUUAAGUCUCUACGAGCUUGUCUCAACUUUAUUUACUGACCGAUUUACAAUUUCUAAAAAAAGCAUUUUAACACCCAUAUGUAGUUGAAUAGAACAUCAUCUCUGUCAAUAGUACGCAAGGUUUUUGUCAGUUUCCUUUUUUGCUCUUGGUAAACCACAGGAAAGGAGUAAACGAUUCAUAGUUUGUGAAAGGUCGUGCUUCAGAGAUUUCAGCUGGAGGAUAUAACGAAGUCGAAAUUAAUGUAUGCAUUUUGCACUUAAAUCCAUGUUGAGAUAAUAAGACGCGAUAUAUAAAAAUGGUAUUUAUUUCUCGUUUGUCCUUUGUGCUCCUCAAAAUAACUUGCUGAUAUGUGUUCUGAACUGAAAUCUCCAUAGUUAAGCCUUCAAUUGAUGUAUUAAGAGUUUUUCAGAAGUGCGUUUAAUGAGUUAUUGUAAAUACAGAGUGGAACUCAAAUUUUUAUCUUCAUAGCUCUUCCGUUGAGAAAAUAAAAUUGGAACUAUGGAGCUUGCACCAAUGUAGAGUAUGUGUCAAAUUGAAAGAAAUUUGAACGUUUUCAACCGUUGCCGAUUUAAAUGAAGAAGCUAUGAACCAUAUCAUAUAGAAUAAAAUAUAUUAUUAUCAUCUUAUUGAGAUUCACUCUGUAUAUUGUAUGACAAGUGUGUGAAUAAAGUGUAAAUAAAAUUAAAUCGGAAUUGUGCAAUACUGAUUUAGAAUUAAGAUGGAUAAAGCAAAGUAAUAGUAUCCUCCAUUUAAUAUCUGUGAAUUUGUGGAUCACCGAUUUUUUUCUCGAUGUGUCUAUAGUUCUUAUGAUAUUACUUGUGAUUCAUAAUUAUAAAAUGUACAUAUGAUCUCAGAAAAGUGAUUAGUGCAGAUGUUUUAUGUCACUAACAGAAUUGCAAUAAUUUUUUGUCCAUCUGUCUAACAUCGAAUAUUUAAAUCAUAUGUCUCAGAAGAAUAGUGUUCAUAUUUAGUAUAUUUUUCCAGUUCGAGUCAAACUAUAUUUGAAGGCCACAUGUACCUAAAGUUUGUAUUUGUACUGUAAUGAUUAUCUACCGAAACUAAAAUGUUGGAUAAAAGUGAUGAAAACAGCUGCACCUUGCACUGUAAAAUCUUCAUAUAGUCACUAUGUGCCAAAGAACGAGUAACUGGAAAAAAUAGUGUCUAUUCUAAAUCUACUGUAUAAAAUUAGACAAUAUUUAAAGUCGAAUACAAUAAUUGUAAACAAUAAUGGUUUAAUGUAAUUCAAAAUAUCUAAUGGUAUAUAUUUGUCUAUUUUGUUGUCUAUAGACUACAAACAAAUGCAUUUUUUGCUGUCGGCAGCGUAACUAUGACGGUUUGAAAAAAUGUAAUUUCUUGAGUAUUCUAAUUAGGAUAAGUCUGGAAAUUUUUUUGUAAGACCAACCGGUCUUAUUUUUGUAGUUUUGACACGGUUGGCCAUAUAUUGAGAUUGUAUCAAUUUAUUAUUCAAUAAAGAUUAAACAAAGACCUCUCGUCGUGUCUGGUA
Molecule: messenger RNA, 6498 nt
Organism: Acanthoscelides obtectus
Lineage: Eukaryota; Metazoa; Arthropoda; Insecta; Coleoptera; Chrysomelidae
Source: the annotation of a GenBank genome assembly